AUGUUGGGACGACAUGAUAACAAGGAUGUUGCCAUCUUCUGGGACUAUGGUGAGUCACCUAUGGAAUCACUCAAUGUUAUUGGAACUAGACAGGCACCAGAGAAUUGCCAUGGGCCUUCAGCCAUCUCGGGGUACGAUGUAGUCGGGAGCAUCCGUAAUGUGGCGCACAAGUUCGGUAGUGUCAAGCUCUUCAAGGCAUACCUUGAACUCUCAGAACAGUCAAUGUCACCCCGGUUAUUGACCCUACGGUCUGAGCUACAAUCGUCAGGGGUUUCCCUGACCGACUGUCCCCAUAACGGUCGUAAGAAUGUUGCGGACCAGAUGAUAAUGGUCGAUAUGUUGGCCUAUGCGAUCGACCGACCUGCGCCCGCAACUAUUAUCCUUAUUUCCGGAGAUCGAGACUUCGCCUAUGCAGCCUCGGUGCUACGACUAAGACGCUACAGCGUGGUCGUAAUAUCCCUCACCAAUCCGGGAGCACACCCUAGCCUGAAGGCCCAAGCCAAUAUUUGCCUAGACUGGAACGCCGACGUCAUGAGCAAGGUUGAGGAGGAACAUUGCCACUCAAUUCAGAGGCAUGAACCAAUGUUCGCGGAAGAGAUCAGUGGGCCGGCUGGGGUCAGACAACGGAGCAGCACAGUAUCGACAGCGGCGGACAUCUUGUUGGCUCCUUCUGUCCAUAAGCGGGAAAUUAAGCCCUCUGGACCAAUUCGCCACAAGAGGGACAACAGCAUCAAUCAUCGGAAUAUUGCUAUAAAUGUCGACAAGGCUACUCAGACUCAUGGCAAUUUCAUUGACACUCCUUGUUCUUGUCAAGCUACGUUGGUACCCGAACACCUCAAAGAGGACUUGGAAUUGCCUGACACGCGGUCACUCCGCGAACAUCAACUUGAAGGCGUUCACGGUAGUGUAGCCCCAGCUCUUGAAGCCUCCUCUUCUGCCAAGGCCGACCUCCCUACGUGGCCAUUUUCACCGCUAGGCCCUGCCAAUGGUGGAGAGGAGGCACCCCUCUCGACCCAGAACGAGGCCUUAGCCGUGUCGGACAACCCCCAGCCACUUGACGCUACUGCUUCUGAGCGGACCAAGAAAGAGACAGUACCACUGGAUGAUUUUCCACUUCCAGUGACCAUGUCACAGCGAGUAGAGGCGUUCAAGAAGAUGGUCGUGCUUCUUCGUCAACAAGAACAAUGCCGCUCCUUACGCCUCGCCCUCGCAUGCGAGCUUGUUUCAGCCGGCGUAGUCCCCCAAGCUGGCGCUCGUGACUUUCAGGAUUAUCUGUAUCUGGCCGAAUGUUCUGGGUUGAUUGAACAAGGAGGAUCAAAGGCCGAAGCUUGGGUUUCAUUACAUUCGCAAUGGCAAGAUAGUGACGAGUACGAGAAUAUCUUCCCGCAAUCGCUCGCCCAACCUUCUACGAAUACCAACGAACUAAUCACACCCGAAGUCAUCGUCGUAGAUGACACACCUAUAUUCACACCACAGUCUACACCACUUUCCCUUGCGUCUUGGUGUGAUAUGGCUGGUUGCAGGGAUGUACUGUUGCCCGAUGUUGGUCCCGCGAAGCAAAUAAAUCCCCCAGAUAAUACCGACAAGGAUAAUGCAGCUCCCAUUACUGACUCUACAUUCCACCUAUCCGCCCAAGCUCCUCCAUUUGUCCCGCCCAUUCCACUUCAGGUUCGUUCGGCUGCAAUUCCUGCUACUACGUCAAGGAAUCCAGUACCUCCUCAUUUCAUUUUACUGGUAGAGAUUCUUCUUCGGUAUAGUGCCGAGGGGCUUCUCAUGGUGUCACGCUCUAAGGUCGCGAUCGAACUUCUGGCCAAGAAUAAGUUGAUCUACCAACAAGCAGGAGUGUCACGAUUCGGUGAAUAUGCCGCUCUAGCCCAAAGCAGCGGGCUUGUCGAGUUAGGGACCUCCGAAGGCGGUGACCCAUGGAUCAGUCUUUCCCUGUCCAUUGCAUCAGAUUGUCCUUCACCCUCGACAUCCCCGCCAGAAACCUUGAGUCCACCGAUAACACAGCGGUGCUCGGCUGCACCUGGUCCCUCCUUAAUAAACUUCCAUCUUCCUACUCCUCGCCCUAGUAAACCACCAACGACCCCAGAGCCAGCACGAACAAAAUUGGCCUCGCAUUUCUGGCCGUUGAUUGACAUCCUAGAGGAACACAGAAGAAGGGGAAUACCUCAACCUCUUCGUUCCGUUGUUGCCCAAGAAUUACAACGCCACAACGUUUACAAGGAGGCGGGUGUCACCAAAUUCCGAGAGUAUAUCGCUUUAGCGGAAAGUGCACAGAUAGUCACUUUGGGUGGGACGAGCGGCCGCGACUGGGUAUCUUUUGACUCAGAUUGGCUGCAGACCUAUGGUUAG
Pleurotus ostreatus (oyster mushroom) is the source of this 2355-nucleotide messenger RNA. RefSeq lists its product as uncharacterized. Gene Ontology annotation, biological process: post-transcriptional gene silencing. The transcript is spliced from 2 exons. Gene Ontology annotation, cellular component: cytoplasm; peroxisome. Bases 1 to 2355 code for a protein of 784 amino acids. Gene Ontology annotation, molecular function: mRNA base-pairing post-transcriptional repressor activity; RNA nuclease activity; CCR4-NOT complex binding. NCBI's taxonomy places the organism in Eukaryota, Fungi, Basidiomycota, Agaricomycetes, Agaricales, Pleurotaceae. The record is from RefSeq and is a predicted model, not a curated record.